Molecule: messenger RNA, 273 nt
Organism: Macrosiphum euphorbiae (potato aphid)
Lineage: Eukaryota; Metazoa; Arthropoda; Insecta; Hemiptera; Aphididae
Source: the annotation of a GenBank genome assembly
AUGGAGACGGAAUCCGUGCAGAGGAUCAUCGACAUCCUCUUCCCGUCACGCGCCUCGUUGGAAACCCAAAUAUUUCCGGCGGGUGAGGAAUUCCCUCCGUUCACCAUCGAGGAAGUGAACAGGGCGGUACAUAGAGCCCAGCGAAAAGCCACCGCCGUGGGUCCCGACAAUAUAACGGGACGAAUAUUGAGCACGGUCCACCUACUCUGUCCGUCCAUGCUGAUUGGCUUGUAUAACCAGUGUGUUAGAGAUAUAGCCGUACCAGUUGGAUGA